AUGUACGAGGACUUGAGAUGCGAGUGGAUUUGUGGUUGUUUCAAAAGACCUCUGCUCAUUGCCAUUUCAGAAAAGCCGCGCCUUAUCACUCUAGCGAUGUCCGGUAAGGUGUUGCUGAUGGUGGACGGCUACACGUUCCACAAGGGUAGAGGCGAUUGGACAUCUGGCGGUAUACGGUGGCGCUGCUCCUCAGUAAAGAAGAAAUGUACCGCUUACAUUGUCCUAUCCGAGGACGACAAGGACGUCCUUAAAAUGCGUCUCAAUCAUAAUAACCACGAGCGACCCAACUACAAGGAAACGAAAGAUGGCACUUACGUCAAACUA
Messenger RNA from Iphiclides podalirius (scarce swallowtail), 324 nucleotides. The record is from the annotation of a GenBank genome assembly. Lineage: Eukaryota; Metazoa; Arthropoda; Insecta; Lepidoptera; Papilionidae.